Messenger RNA from Prorocentrum cordatum, 1262 nucleotides. The record is from the annotation of a GenBank genome assembly. NCBI's taxonomy places the organism in Eukaryota, Dinophyceae, Prorocentrales, Prorocentraceae.
CAGGGCGCCGCCGACGAGCGGCGGCCCGGCCCGCCGACGCCGUCGAUGUCCGGCCCGGGCGGCGGCGCCACCGUGGCCGCGCCGCAGGAGGCGCAGGGCGCCGCGAGCGGGAGCGCCCCGUCACGCGGCCCUCCGCCCGGCGGCGGCACGCCCGAGCGCCGCGCGAGCGCGCCGCCGACGCUGGACGAGGGCGACGAGGAGCCGGCCGAGAACCUGAGCCCUCGGUCGAGGACGUACACCGAGGGCCUGAACAGCGGGCAGAAGUCCACUACUAGGGUUGUCUCGCUGUGCCAGGCGCUGCAGUACGGGGUGCAUUCCAUCCAGGGCCUCAGACCGGAGAUGGAGGACGCGCACCGGGUUGUACUCGACGUCCACCGGCCCGCCACCCCCUCUGGGGACGACGGGCAGGCGACCUCCCCCGCCUCGCCGGCGCUGCUCGGCGUGGGCAAGGCGCUGGGGCACAUGUCCUUCUUCGGCGUCUUCGACGGGCACGGCGGCUCGCAGGCGGCCGAGUUUUCCAGCGAGCGCAUGUACAGCCUGCUGGCGCAGGACUUCAACAGGUUGGUGGCCGACCCCCUGGAGGCCCUGAGGGAUGCCAUCGUUCGCACGGAGGAGCAGUGGACGGAGGCGGCCCUGCGGGACGAGCUGUUCGACGGCACGACCGCGGCGGUCGUCGUGCUGGACCGGCGGAAAGGUUUGUGCGUCGUCGGGAACGUCGGCGACUCCGAGGUGAUCCUCGGAACCCGCACCAGGGCUGGCGAGACACGCCUUGAAGUGCUCACCGAGGUGCACCGCGUGAAAGGCAAUGAGAAGGAGGCCGCGCGCGUGGAGGAGCUCGGGGGCCGGGUCUGGAGAGGGCGCCUGGCGCAUCCGAAGAUCAACCCCAAGAUCGCGUCCCUGGCCGUCUCGCGGGCGAUCGGGGACAUCUUCUUCAAGCACAAGGACUUCACCUGCGGCAGGGUCUCGGGGCUCACCGCGGAGCCCCACGUGACCUCCUGCCAGGUGCGGGGCGGCGAGGUGGCGGAGCAGUUCCUCAUCCUCGGCUGCGACGGGUUCUGGGACACGGUGACCUACGAGCAGGCGCUGGGCAAGGUGCUCGAGCUGCUGGACGCUGGGGAGGACGCGCAGAGCAUCAGCGAAGUGCUCGUGCGCCGAGCGCACGAGGCUGGCUCGACGGACAACAUCACCGUGAUCGUCGUGGUGUUGUGACGGCCCCAGUUCCCAAGCCUUUGUCCUUUGAGGGAGGAACGGACAAAAAAAGA